Engraulis encrasicolus (European anchovy) is the source of this 6944-nucleotide messenger RNA. Its product is annotated as A-kinase anchor protein 12-like. The transcript is spliced from 14 exons. Gene Ontology annotation, molecular function: protein kinase A binding; calmodulin binding. Lineage: Eukaryota; Metazoa; Chordata; Actinopteri; Clupeiformes; Engraulidae. Gene Ontology annotation, cellular component: cytoplasm. Bases 731 to 5779 code for a protein of 1682 amino acids. The record is from RefSeq and is a predicted model, not a curated record. Gene Ontology annotation, biological process: signal transduction; regulation of protein kinase C signaling.
AGAAAGAAGAAAAAGGAGAGGACGAAGAGAGGAGAAGAGGGGGGAGAGAGGAGCUGAAAAGAGUGGAGGAUCAGAGGAGAGGAGAGAAGUGAAGAGGAAGGGAGAGGGGAAUAGAGAGAAGAGGUGAGAGGAAUAGAGAAGGAAGGGAGGGAACGCAGAGGAGAGAAGAGGAUAAUGAGGAGAAGAGAGGAGAGAGGGAUGGAGAGGAGAGAAAAGGAGGGUAAAUGAGAGGAGAGUGGGAGAUAGAGAGGGGAGGAGGAGAUGGUUUGUGAUUGAUUAUGUAGAGGUGAAAGAGGAGGGGGAAAAAACAAGAAGAGAAGACAGGUAUGUGUGUGUAGGUGAGAGGGCAGUCGUCUGUGUGUGUGCGCGCGUACGCUCACUUGUGUGUAUGAGGAGGAGGGUCUAACAAACUCAUCCCCUCAGAAUAAACAAGAGAAGAGAAGGCCGAGAGAACGGAAAGAGGAAGAGAAGAGAAUAGAAGAGAGGACUAUCCUUCCAACAGCCCCUGGUGCUUCAGCUUUAUAGGCUGGGAGGAGAGAGAGAGAGAGAGAGAGCGAGAGAGAGAGAGAGAGAGAGAGAGAGAGAGAGAGAGAGAGAGAGAGAGGCUGUGUGUGUGCUGAGUUUGAGUUUUGCCGCAGCAAGCAGACGAGUGCCCUCCUCAACUUCGGUCAGAGCGUUCUAUUCCUCUCUCGAGCCAGCGCGGUACGGGUGAGGAGUAUUCGAUCUCGAGAUGGGAGCCACCGCAUCGGCCGCGGCGCGCGACGCUACUGCCAGCAGCCCGGAGCAGCACGGGCAGGAGCUCCAGCGAGAGGCCAGCGACAUUCUGGACGAGGUUCUCCAGAAGAAUGGACAGCUCUCCAUCACUAGCCUGAAGUCAGAAUCCAUCAGCCCCUCGGACAACACACUACUUGAAGAAGUGGGCCAGCCAGAUGGCAUAUCCCAGAUUGAGGAGGCGAUGACGGGGCCUCUCAUCUCCAUGGAGACUAACGGAGAUGAUGUGGCGGGGCAUCUGAAUGGAGGGGCGGAGCAUGCAAAUGGCGGCGAGGCCGCAGAGGCCGACAUCACCGUGGAGACAGAGAAGGAGGCGACGGAGGAGAAGAAGGAGGUGGAGCCUGCAGAGGAGGUGGGCUUUAAGAAGAUCUUCCGCUUCGUGGGCUUCAAGUUCACUCUGAAGAAACAGGAGAAGAAGGAGGAAGAGGAGCCUGUCAAGCUGCUGAGCAUGGAGGAGAAAGAAGAGGAGAAAGAGGUGAAAGAGGAGGAAUUGAAAGAGGAGGUGAAGGAGGAGGUGAAGGAGGAGGAGAAGGAGGAGGCCAAAGAGGAGCAAGCUAAUGAGGAGCAGACAGCAGCAGCAGCUCCAGAUGAGCCUGCUGUAGACCAGGAGACUGAGACAACACCAGUGAAGGAGGAGGAGGGCGCUGUUGUUAGUCCCACCCCUGCCCCCCAGGAGAGCCAAUCACCUUUCAGGAAGUUCUUCACCCAGGGCAUCUUCUCCAACCUGAGGAAGAAGAGCAUCGUGAAGAGGAGCAGAGAGGAGGAGGAGAAAGAGGAGGUGAAGGAUGAAGUGAAGGAGGAGGAGACACCCCAGGAGAAAACAGAGGAGGCAACCAAAGAGGAGGAGGAGAAAGUGGAGGCUGAGACUGAAGAGGAGGUGGUGGUGAAAGAGGAGGUGUCGGAGGCUGAGCAGAAGGAGGUGUCGGAGGUGGCGUGUGCAGUGGUGGUGUCGGAGGCAGUGAAUGGCCAGCUGGAGGAGGAAGUAGCUGUUGCCACGUGCGACUGCACCCUACAGGAGGAGGCAGCCUCCACACAAGCCAUCGCCGAGGCAACGGCGGAGGGGCAGGAGGAGGCGGAGGCGGUCAUCACAGAGGUUACUACGGUGACAGUGGAUCCAUUAGCACCAGAGGAGGCCAAAGCAGAGGCCACCUCCUCCACAGAGCAGGAGACACAGCAAGAGACGCAGGCCACCUCCUCCACAGAGAUCACCUCCUCCACUGAGGGAGCCGCUCAGGAGAUCACCUCCUCACAGGAGAGGAAGGGGAGCCCCCUGAAGAAGCUUCUGAGUGGUGCUGGACUGAAGAAGCUCUCCUCCAAGAAGACGCGCGCCAAGAAGACGCCAAAGAAGGCGGCGCAGGAGGAGGAGCCCAAGAAGGAGGAGGAGGAGCCUGUUGCCGAGCAACCCUCUGCCGCCGCCGCUGCCGAGCAACCCCAGGAGGCGUCUGUGGAGACGACAUCCGAGAGCCAGAAAACGGAAUCCCCUGAGGAGGAGGUGUCUAGCGGACACGCUCCAGCCGACAGCGGUGCACCUCCUGCUGCUACAGAAGAGGAGGAGAAGGCCGAGGGGGAGGGGGAGGCGGAGAAGGAGGCCAGUCUGGAGGCUUCCACAUCCGACGGGGAGAAGGAGAAGAAGAAGGAGAAGGAGAAGGAGAAAGACGGCCUCCUGAGCUCCUUCAAGAAACUGGUGACUCCCAAGAGGAGACCUAAGAGGAGCUCGGAGAGCGACGAGGAGGUGGCCGGAGGAGACAAAGCCACCGUCACCUCCUCUACAGAGCAGGAGGAGAGCCAGAAAGGAGGAGACGCAGAGGAGACCAGCGCCUCCCCUCAGCCUCAGGAGCAGGAGGAGCAACCCUCCGAGGCCACCGCGGCUGCGGAAGAGGAGGACGUGAGCUCUGAGGGAACCAAAGAGGACGUGAAAGAGGAGGAGGAGGAGAAGGAGGAGAAAGAGGAGGAGGUUGCUGCUGCUGCUCCCGAGGAGCCCAAGAGGAAGAUGGACACGUCCGUGUCGUGGGAGGCGCUGAUCUGCGUGGGCUCUGGCAGGAGACGCGGGAGGAGGACGUCGGACUCAGAUGAGGAAGAGGUGCACGAGGAGGUGGCGCCGGGUGUGGAGUCCCCUCUGGCCUCCUUGCAGGAGCAGGAGCAGCAGGAGGAGACGCAGCAGGAGGAGCAGGCCGGCGCCUCGUCCCCUGAGGAGGGGGAGGGGGAGCAGCCCGUCUCCACGUGGGAAUCCUUCAAGCGCCUCGUCACCUCCCGCAAGAAGCGGCCGAGUGACGAGAGACUCACCUCCUCUGGGGAGCAGGAGGCAACAGGGGGGUCCGGUGCGGAGCAGGCUUUGUCGGACAGUGAGCUCCCCAGGGAGGAGUCGUCCUUCUCGCUGCGUAAGCUCCUCCCUCGGCGUAAGAAGAAGGAGGCGCGGAGGGCUGGUGGCGGUGGAGGGGCCACCUCCUCAGACGUGGGAUCAGGAGAGGAGGACUCUGACACCCCCGCUGUGGUGCCGCUCUCCGAAUACGACGACGAGAUCAUACAGGAGGUGCAGGACAAGGUUGAGGACGAGGUGUCCAAGGUCACCGUGGAGGAGUCCAAGGUGGCGGUGAAGCCUGCCAAGCCGGCCAAGGUCUUCCUGCAGGACCGCACCCCAUCCUGGAUCUCAGCAGCAGCCGUGGCAGAGGAGGAAGAGGAGCAGGUAGCAGGGGAGGUUCAGCAGGAGACGCAGGAGGAACUGAAGCAGCAACUGAGUGACAUCCCUGAGGAGGCAGCCGGAACGCCGCGCUCCGCAGACAACACCAUCGCUGACGAUGAUGACCAUCUCAUCGCCGAGGAGACCAUUGCCGACGAUGACGUGGUGGAGGAGCUGAGCGCUGAGCUGCAGGAGGAGCCUGUCGUCCAGGAGGCGGGACCUGUAGUCCAGGAGGCGGUGGAGGUCCUCAUUCCAGCUGUCACCGCUGCCACGAUAACCAUCGGCGAGGAGACGCAGGAGGAGGUCGCCACGGUGACGGUGGAGAGUCAGGAGGUGCACUCUGCGGUCACACAAGAGGCAGCAGACGUCACAGAGGAGCAGGGGAAAGAGGAGAAGGAGGUGGAGCAGACGUCCCAGCUCACCCUGGAGGCCCUCGCACCCGUUGCAGAGGGAGUCACCACAGAGGAGACGCCGCAGGAGCAGAGCGGAGCAGCAGAGGAGGAGGAGGCCCAGGCCACACAGCAGGAGGGGGUUAAGGAUCACAGCGCUGAGGUGGCAGAGGAGGUGGUGGUGUUGGAGGAAGAGGAGGUGAAAGAGGAGCAGGUGGAAGAGGAGGUGGUGGAGGUGGAGAGCGUGUCUUUGCAGAGUGCGGAAGUGCAGGAGGCCCCAGAGGAGGCUCCAGGGGCGGAGCAGCUGCAGGGGGCGGGGCCAGAGGAGGCCACCAAUGAACAGCGGGCAGAGGAGGUGUCUGAGGCUCGAAAACAGGAAGUGGCGACCGCUCCGGCUGCGCCGCCAUUGGCUGAAGCGGAGGGCAGCACGGAACCUCCCCUCGCAGUCGCAGCGGCCACGGCCACGGAAGCACACGCCACCACAGAGACCACAUGUGAUGUCAUCAGUGCUUCCCUAGCCCUAGCGACAGCCGAGACACAGGAUUCUGUCGUCACGGAGAGCGCUGCCAUCAUAGAGGCCGUGGCCGAGGAGGAGCUGGCUGAGGAAGAGGAGGCGGUGGCCAUGGUUACGACAGCAGCAUCGCUGGUGGAGGAGGUGGUGACUAGCCAUCAGGAGGAGGUUGUGGUGGAGGAGAAGGAGGCGCAGGAGGAGGAGGCGCCAGAACCCUCUCAGGCCGAGGAGCAGCAGGAGGAGGCAAAGGAGAUUGAGGAGCAGAGCUCAGUCAUCGUCCAGGCCAUCAUCCAGAACGUCAUGGAGAACAUGGAGAACAUCUCAGGCAUCCAGCAGCAGGAGGAGAAGAGGGAGGAGGAGGAGAAGAAAGAGGAGGAGAAGGAGAGUCCAGAACCACAGGUGGAGCCAGAGAUGGACUCCACAGAACCAACAACAGCAGCAGGAGCAGAACCUACAACUGAGGCAACAGCAGCUCAACAGGACACUAAAGAGGAGGUGGUCCCCGGGCGGGCGAUGGUGCAGGCGGCGCAGAUGCAGGAGGUGCUGCCGCUCUCUCUGGCGCUCAGCAUCACCGCCCUGGAGGUGAGAGAGGAGAACGCAACGCUCACCGUAGACGGCAUCGAGGAGCACCAUGCACUAGCAAACACCAAGGAAGAGGAGGAGGAGGAGAGGAAAGAGAAGGAGAAGGAGGAGAGGAAAGAAGAAGAGGAGGAGGAGAGGAAAGAACAGGGGGAGAAGAAAGAGGAGCCAGAGGAGGUAAAGGAAGAAGAGCAGGUGAAAGUGGAGGAGGAGCCAAAAGCAGACCAUGAGCAGGUGGCCACGCUCACUGAGGACCCUGCUGCCAAUCAGGAAGGAGAAGCAGCCGGUACAACAGGGACAGGAGCCGUCGUUAGCAGGGAGACAGAUGUAGCUGUUGCCAUGGAGAUGGAAGUAGCCAUUACCACGGAGACGGAAGCAGAGCCCAAAGGUAGCGAAGAGGCUCCUGCAGGUACCAUGGAGACAAAGGAAGAGACAGAGACCGCCGCCUCCUGCCAGGACACUGAGGACAAACCGGCACCUGAGCCCAGCGGUGCUGUCCCAGAAGCUAAGCCGGAAGCCACACCUAUACCUGAAGCCACACCUACACAGGCCCCUGAAGCCACACAGGCCCCUGAAGGCACACCCACUCAGGCCACUGAAGCCACGCCCACAUCAGAAGCCACACCCACACCAGAAGCUAAGCCGGAAGCCACACAGGCCACUAAUGCCACCCCCUCAUCAGAAGCUUCUCCUGCACCUGACGCCACUCCCACACAGGCACCUGCUGUCCCUGAGGCGACGCCCACCCCCAUGGUUGCCAUGGUGAGUGCUGUCCAGGUGACGUCGCAGCUGAUUGAGGAGGUUCUGGAGGAGGUGGAGCCUGUCUCCACAGAGAUCGCCACCAUCUCAUGAACAGCAUACAGUGACAGAGGUGUCACCAGAUCAACACGUUACCACGACAACUGUGUCAACUGUCCCCUCUUCAGUCCCCAUGACAAUCGUGUGUCAUCAUGACAACCGUGUGGUACCAUCAGAGGACAAUGACACCAUGUCACAUGACAAGACAACGUCAGCAUGACAACCACGUCACUUCCAUGUCACACAACAAGACAAUAUUGUCAUGGUAACCAUAUCACUACAUCCCACGGACCAUAAGACCACACUUUAGCAUUCCAAGGCCUCUACAGGACCACACACACACACACACACACACACACACACACACACACACACACACACACACACACACACACACACACACACACACACACACACACACACCAUAGACCCAUAUUUUAUCAUUCCAAGGCCUCGUGAGAACCAUUCACUCAAUGUUACACAGGCACGCAUGCACACACACACACACACACACACACACACACACACACACACACACACACACACACACACACACACACACACACACACACACACACACACACACACACACACACACACACACACACAGGAAAUGUGAAAAAUGUGAUUUUAGAGAAUUAUUAUUAAUAAUUUAAACAUUCUGCUUCAUGUAAAGCUGUGGUGUGGUUCCCAAACUUGUUCUGCUGUGACCCCAUUUUGGAUCUAAGAAUAUAUUCCAAAUGCCAUUUUUUUGUUGCUAUUUUUUUAUUUUAAUUUGCAGGAAAAGUUAAUAUAUUUGUUAACCAUACAAGAGUUACUUGCCAAUUUAUGGAAUUAUGUUAGCUGUUAACCUGUGGAUUUCCCAUUUAAUGUGCAAAGUUACUUCUCUCUGCUACCACCCUGCAUUACCUCUGUGACCCCUCUCUAGGGGUCCUGGCCCCCAGUUUGGGAACCACUUGUGUGGAGUCAGAUGUGUCAUUGUAAAUGCAACCGUGAGCUUUAGGUGCCAUGUUGGCCAAUUUUACAGCACUUUUUAUGUUUGUUCCACGUAUGGAAAUGUGUUACAGCUCCCAUUCGAUAACUCAUGUUUUAAUGUUAAACUUAAUCUACUGAUUUUAGCUCAUGUUUUAUUGUUAGACUUAAUCUACUGAUUUUACACUCAUGUUUUAACAUGUAUUUUGUACCUUUGACAAGUAAAUGACUGAAAAAUGAAUUCUAA